This is a messenger RNA of Etheostoma cragini (Arkansas darter), 1822 nucleotides long. RefSeq names its product phosphatidylserine synthase 1a (gene ptdss1a). Gene Ontology annotation, molecular function: L-serine-phosphatidylethanolamine phosphatidyltransferase activity. Lineage: Eukaryota; Metazoa; Chordata; Actinopteri; Perciformes; Percidae. Gene Ontology annotation, biological process: phosphatidylserine biosynthetic process. The coding region runs from base 159 to 1565 and encodes 468 amino acids. The transcript is spliced from 13 exons. The record is from RefSeq and is a predicted model, not a curated record.
UCAACGGUCACAUCUGCGUCUCACUAUGUAACUGUUAUUUAUAUAAAUUUUAACGAUUUUCCAAUUAACAGUUUGUGUUGGAUGCUGGCCGUGCUGGAUCACUUUCUCAUGCGACUGUGAGGAGCUGCUUCUCUCCUGGCUGGUUCCGUCCUCCUGUUAUGGCGUCCGUGUACAGCGGAUCCCACACCUUGAGCAAGGAUGAUGUGAAUUACAGAAUGCAUUUCCGAAUGAUAAACGAGCAGCAGGUUGAGGAUAUCACUAUAGAGUUUUUCUACAGGCCGCACACGAUAACGCUGCUGACAUGCACGGUGCUCAGUCUGAUGUAUUUCGCGUUCGCAAGGGAUGAUGGAAAUCCUGACAGUAAUCUCUGGGUGGGGCUCAUCCUGGUCAUCUCCUUCUUCCUUGUUAUCAGUGUUUUGGCAUUUCCUAACGGUCCAUUCACCAGACCACAUCCAGCAAUAUGGCGAAUUGUUUUUGGUCUGAGUGUCCUCUACUUCCUGUUCCUGGUUUUAAUCAUCUUCCUCAACUGGAAGCAGGUGAAGGAGCUAAUGUAUUGGUUAGACUCAAACCUGCGUUAUGCCAAGAGAGAGGCAGACAUAAUGGACUAUGCUGUGAACUGCCAUGUCAUCACCUGGGAGAGAAUCAUGAGCCAUUUUGACAUUUUUGCCUUCAGUCAUUUCUGGGGCUGGGGUAUGAAAGCCCUGCUCAUUCGAAGCUAUGGCCUCUGCUGGACCAUCAGUAUUACCUGGGAGCUUACUGAGCUGUUCUUCAUGCAUCUGCUGCCUAACUUUGCUGAGUGCUGGUGGGACCAAGUGAUUCUAGACAUUCUGCUGUGUAAUGGAGGAGGCAUCUGGCUUGGCAUGACUGUCUGCCGCUUUUUGGAGAUGAGGACCUACCACUGGGCCAGUAUUAAAGACAUCCACACCACAACAGGGAAGAUCAAACGAGCUGCGUUACAGUUCACCCCUGCAAGCUGGACCUACGUACGCUGGCUGGACCCAAAGUCUUCCCUGCAGCGAGUGAUGGGCGUCUAUCUGUUCAUGAUCAUCUGGCAGCUUACAGAGUUAAACACAUUCUUCCUCAAGCACAUUUUCAUCUUUCCUGCAAGCCAUGCUCUUAGCUGGUGUCGGAUUCUGUUCAUUGGUAUCAUCACAGCUCCAACAGUGAGGCAGUAUUAUGCGUACCUUACAGACACACAGUGCAAGAGAGUUGGGACCCAGUGCUGGGUGUUUGGGGCAAUAGCCUUUCUGGAGGCCUUGGCGUGUAUUAAGUUUGGACAGGACUUGUUCUCAAAAACCCAGAUCCUCUACGUGAUCCUCUGGUUGCUGUGUUUGGCCUUUAUUACAUUCCUGUGCCUGUAUGGAAUGGUGUGGUAUGCUGAAAAUUAUGGUCCAAAAGAAAAGAGCUUCUCAGAAUGUGAAGACAGUAAUUACAGUGAAUUUGAUGACCAGGUGUCAGAAGUAUUUAAAGAAGAGACAGAGCUGGACAACGACAGCCCGAAAACCAGACGUAGAGGGAAGGGCUCUGGAAAGACCAAAUCCAUCAAUGGCCUGGACAGCCAGUAGGAGUUUGACCCGGAGGCUGGUGUGCGACUCCCAAACUGACUCAAAGCAGCCAGGUGGGAAGGAUCAUAGGUUGAAAUGGGGUAAAUGAUACAACAACUUCCUGGUGUAAUUAAAGUCUAGAAAGCCCCCACCUACAAUUGAGGGAGUGGAGCCAGGAUAGACUGAGUGGAUGAACAGGCCCAUGCAAUGUUAUUAGGAGUGGGAGUGCACAGAGGCUUGGACUACAGAGAUGCACACUUGACUGUGUGCUCUAGUCA